AGAGAGUGUCCCCAGCCAUCUGUCCCUGAGCCUGCAAACUUUGAAGAAGACCCUUUCAAGCUCCUUGGAAGAAAAUUCAGCACCAUGGCCCCCAAAAAAAUAGAACCCAAGAAGGAGGCAGCUAAGCCUGCUCCUCCUCCUCCUCCCCCAGAGCCUGAACCCCCCAAGGAGCCAGCCUUUGACCCCAAGAGUAUAACUAUUGAAUACACCCCAGAUCAAAUUGAAGAGUUCAAAGAGGCUUUCACUCUCUUUGAUAGAACCCCCACUGGUGAGAUGAAAAUCACGUAUGGGCAAUGUGGAGAUGUAAUGCGUGCUCUGGGACAAAAUCCAACAAAUGCAGAGGUUAUGAAAGUAUUGGGAAGGCCCAAGCCAGAAGAAAUGAACACAAAAAUGCUUGAUUUUGAAACCUUCCUGCCCAUGCUACAGCACAUCUCUAGGUCCAAGGAUCAAGGAAGCUUUGAGGAUUUUGUAGAAGGGCUUCGAGUCUUUGACAAGGAAGGCAAUGGCACAGUAAUGGGUGCUGAACUUCGCCAUGUCCUUGCUACUCUAGGUGAGAAGAUGACUGAAGAUGAGGUGGAGCAGCUUAUGGCUGGACAAGAAGAUGCCAAUGGCUGCAUUAAUUAUGAAGCUUUUAUCAAACACAUUAUGUCUGGAUGAAUUAACUAUUUCUUAUGAUUCCAAGGAAGUGUUUCAUUCCCAUCCCGACAGACAAAGAGACUGAGUUACAGAUGGCAUCUCUGCUACCUUCUGUGAGACUUGCACCUUGAUUAUGUUUACAGCCAGUGUUGAAAAAGAUACUGAGAAUUGAACAAGAAACAUCAAAGUUACCAUAAACAUUUUUUCUUCAGUUGCUAACUAUCUUUCCUGCAUAUAAAGUCACUCCAGUGGAGAAUUUAUUUUUAUUGUGUUUUCUAAUUUAUUUGCAGAUCUACCUAUUAAAUUUCUAACAAAAGCAAUUGGCUCAUUUCUGAGUAAUACUGUCAAAUUUGAACUUUUAAAGGAAAUUGAUUUUUUAAGAACUGGUCUUGAUUGCUUUCACACAUAGGCAGAGCAUAGUUUUCAGGAGGUAUUAUCAAUGUUUUAUCUUUCUGGAAACUUUAGUAUGCACUCCCACCUAACUUCUAUCACUUGCAUUACAAUCACUGGACUAAUCUCUGAUUCAGGCUUAGAGUUAUCAUGGUUCAGUUCAUCACUGCACUGUAUCUCUGGAUUUCUCUUAUUUGAGGUAAUGUUUUAAUAAAUUUGAUAUAGAGUAUAAA
Molecule: messenger RNA, 1259 nt
Organism: Protopterus annectens (West African lungfish)
Lineage: Eukaryota; Metazoa; Chordata; Ceratodontiformes; Protopteridae
Gene: MYL4
Product: myosin light chain 4
Exons: 7
Coding region: 85-657 (190 amino acids)
Cellular component (GO): myosin II complex
Molecular function (GO): calcium ion binding
Source: RefSeq, a predicted model, not a curated record